AUGCUGACUGUUCCAAGCACUCAAAACUUGAGCAAUAGAACACAACACUACAGCAAGAAAAAGAAGGUUGUGUUCAUAAUGGGAGCAACAGGAACCGGAAAAACAAAGCUUUCAAUUGAUUUAGCGACCAAUUUCAAGUCCGAAAUCAUCAAUUCCGACAAAAUUCAGGUUUACCAAGGCCUCGACAUUGUAACCAACAAAGCUACUGAAGCUGAACGUGGAGGCAUUCCUCACCAUUUAUUAGGAUUUCUUCAAGAUCCUGAAGCCGACUUUACGGUCCAAGAUUUUUGCACCCAAGUGCACAAGGCAAUGAACCAUAUCAUCAACAAUGGUGACACCCCAAUUGUCGUCGGUGGAUCGAAUAAUUACAUAAAAGUCCUUGUGGAGGAUCAAUCAUUUAAGGAUAAAUUCGACAUAUGUUUUUUAUGGAUGGACGUUAAGUUGUCUGUUUUAUAUCGCUAUGUAUAUAAAAGGAUUGAUGUGAUGGUGGAAUCGGGACUUGUCGAUGAAAUUCGAGAGAAAUUUGUACCGGGAAUCGACUAUGGAAAAGGAAUUUGGAGAGCAAUUGGUGUUCCUGAAAUGGAAAAAUAUUUUCUUGCUGAGAAAAAUAAUGCUGAUAGAAUGACCAAGAAAAUGUUGCUUGAGAAUGCAAUUCAAGAAACUAAAAAAAAUACUAGUAAGUUGGUGAAUUGUCAGAUUGGAAAGAUUGAGAAGUUUAAAAAUGAAUUCGGAUGGAAAUUACAUAGACUGGAUGCAACUUGUGUUUUUGAGAAAAAAGGGAUCGAAGCUGACGAUGCAUGGAAGAAGAUGGUUUUAAACCCUAGUUUGAAAAUUGUCGUUGAUUUCUUGAAGAAUUAG
Molecule: messenger RNA, 858 nt
Organism: Mercurialis annua (annual mercury)
Lineage: Eukaryota; Viridiplantae; Streptophyta; Magnoliopsida; Malpighiales; Euphorbiaceae
Product: adenylate isopentenyltransferase 5, chloroplastic-like
Exons: 2
Coding region: 1-858 (285 amino acids)
Biological process (GO): cytokinin biosynthetic process; tRNA modification
Cellular component (GO): mitochondrion
Molecular function (GO): tRNA dimethylallyltransferase activity
Source: RefSeq, a predicted model, not a curated record